This is a messenger RNA of Impatiens glandulifera, 1161 nucleotides long. RefSeq lists its product as uncharacterized. The record is from RefSeq and is a predicted model, not a curated record. The transcript is spliced from 7 exons. NCBI's taxonomy places the organism in Eukaryota, Viridiplantae, Streptophyta, Magnoliopsida, Ericales, Balsaminaceae. Bases 1 to 1161 code for a protein of 386 amino acids.
AUGCUUCUACAUAUUAGGGAUAGCCUCUACCCUUUGAAGCUUGAGAAAUUAAGAACUGAUUCAAUGAAGAGAUUUACUGAGCAGAUUCUUGAGUUAAUUUCGUUGGUAAUUGAUCAAGCGUUUGGUUCUUCUCCAUCAUUCUUCACUAUGACUAUGUCCGAGUUUCAUGAAAUGCUUAAAAGUGAGCUAGAAUCUUCUACUAAACAGAGAGCUGAAUCAUCUAAUCAACUAAAGGAUGAUCAUGUGGAUAAUGAAAACGAGUCUAAGGCAGAUUUGAAACAUUUCAACUUAUCUCAAUUGGCAAGUCAUGUAUCACUUUCUCAAGCCAAUGAUGAACAAAGUUCAAAAGAGGAGGAAGCAACUUUUUCAAAGGGAAAGCAGAUUGAAGAUCCUCUUGUUGAUGAACAAACCCAUGCUAUAAACCAAAUAUCUAAAACUAAACACGAUGAGUCUAUGGUUAUUCUUUCAUUAGAAAGAGCUUGUGACAAACCUAAGGUCAAUUUGAAGAGGAAGUCUCCUCCAACUGAUGAAUCUGAGGGUCCAAGUGAUAGAAGCGUAGACGAUAUCACUAGAAAGUUGCUUCUUUUGAAAGAACUCGAACCUAAUUGUGAAGAGGCUGACACAUAUUUAAAAGGACUGGAGUGUAUAAAGAAGCUUGAAGAUGAAGCUCAGAUCAAUAAAGUACUCGAAGCCAACUCAAGCAUGAGGAAAAUGAUGAUGCAAUCACUAAGCCCAUCCCAUACGCAAAAUUUAUCACCAUCAUCAUUUGGAAUAGGAUCCUUGAUUGGAAUGAUGAACAUGACUAGCGAAUCCCUAUUCCCUUUCGUGGGUCUGUCAAUGGUUAAUAGGUAUGGCCUGUCGAAUUCAUCUUUAGUGUAUUCUUCAUUGUUGGGACCAAGUUCAACAGAACCACUUUUAAUGAAUUAUUCUUUUGAGGGACCAAGCUCAACGGAACCACCUUUAGUGCAUUCUUCAUUGGCCAGACCAAGUUCAACAGAACCACCUUUAGUGCAUUCUUCAUUGGCUGGAUCAAGUUCAACGGAAGCCCAUGCGACAGUUUCGAAUCCAUUGAAGCCGGCAUCGAACUCAGAUGUAUUAUCCAACAGUACAUCCUCAAAUAUUAUUAAUAGUAGAUCAGAAAUGUUUAAUCAGGUUUGUUGA